AUGGUGGCGGUAAUGGCUGUGACGAUGGUGGUGAUGGUUGGCGGCGGCGACAACGACGACGGUGGUGGAGACGGUAGUGGUUGCGGCAAUGAUGAAGAAGGAAAUGAAAAGAGAAUUCAAUUGACAGUAUCAGGUGUGUUUGAGAUGAGUGAUGGUCAACGUAUAAUAGUGCAAUUUGAUAGACAAAUGCAAGCUUAUGGAGAAGCAGUAGUACUGCUUUCUGGAGCAUGUGGGCGUAUUGUGAAUGAUUGCAAAAAUGUUCCUAUUAGCUAUGAAAGAUGGGAUAAAGUACAUAAAUCAUACAAGACAACUUGCUUUAACACUCUGAAGACUUCAGAAGAAAUUGCUAAGCGUUAUUGUCUACUUACCAUGGCGAGAAGGUAUAGAAAUGGCAAGUCAAAAUUAUGGCAUUCAACUUAUGACUCAAAAUUUUCCAGAGACCAAUUAAUUGAUGAUGUCCCUACUAGUGUUCCUCAAGACCAAUGGUCGUCAUUUGUUGACUAUCAUUUGACACCAAGUUAUAAGGAAGAAGAAAUUGGACGACCUGUAAGCCGAGGGGAACUAUAUAUUGCUACUCAUAAGAGAAAAGACGGAUCAUAUGCCAAUGAGGAAACAAAGGCUAUAAUGGAGCAGAUUCAUGAAGAAUUAAGUCAGAGCACUAAUUCUAUUGAAAUUUCAACAAAUGAUGCGGUUGCAAAAGUUUUAGGACCAGAGCACUCUGGUCGCGUACGUGGUUUAGGCCUAGGUGGCCUUCCUAGUAUUGCCUUUGGACUCACCACUGGACGAUUUAAUCCUAUUGGCUCCACUUUCUCAAGCAUGAAUUCAGCUGAAAGUUCUAAAUUGAAAGAAGAAGUUAUUACCUUGAAGACCAAGUUAACAGCUUUAGAGGAAACUGUCAAGACAUUACAGACUAUAAUGCUUGCUUAUAUACAAAUGAAAGAAGGAAGAAUUCCUCUAGAGUUGGAUGCAUUGUUGGGCAUGGCUUCUACUCCAAUGAAUGAAGGAAGUGAAGCUGGCCCAACACCACGCAUGAGUUGA
Molecule: messenger RNA, 1038 nt
Organism: Gastrolobium bilobum
Lineage: Eukaryota; Viridiplantae; Streptophyta; Magnoliopsida; Fabales; Fabaceae
Exons: 6
Coding region: 1-1038 (345 amino acids)
Source: RefSeq, a predicted model, not a curated record